CUCGUGUAUUCGGAACUUCCUGGAUAAUUUUGUCGUUGCAAUACAUUUCGAAAAUUGUCGUUUGGAUAAUUGACAGUAUUGGAAUCUUGCUCCAAUGAGGAAUUCUCCGUAAUGUUAAGCAUGGCAUUUUGUAACACAUCCGACAUGGAUUUUCUAGACACAAUUCCCAUGUCCAUGGAUUCCUCAUCAUAUGACCUUCAAAAUGAAGUGGACAAAAUUUUGCAAGGCUCUGACAAAUUCCAGGACUACAGUAUACUAAACAACGACAGCAAUCAUGGAAAUAUUGAUUUCGAAACCAACAACCAAUCUGUUGAUGAUUGGAUCCAGAAUAUACAAUGCCAAUGGAAUGAUGUUGAUGUUGUCAAACUACAGAACAGUUUAUUGGACUCAUCAUUUGAGGUAGAAAAUAACAAUCCAAACUUAUUAGUUAACCCACAAACUGGACUACCAGUUAACCAUUUCUCACCAAGAAAACAAAUGUCCAGUUCAACAACAGUGAAAUCAGAAAAUGGACAGAAUUCAUUGCUAUCUGACAGCAGCCAGUUUACACUACAAACUGAUCAUAACUUGAACUGUGCAACUCGUGAGUCUACGUCAUUGUCUUCAGGUCAGACAAGAUUUUCAAAUGUAAAUAACAAUUCACAUGUUCAGACAGUGAAAGCUGUGUUGAGUUCUCCGUCCCACAACUCGCCAGUCUUGGUCAACCAUCUUCAACAGGGAUUAAGUAGUCGACAAGUAACAGUGACACAAAAUUCAGUCAAAAAGUCUGUGACCGUCUUAAAAUCCGACAAUUCGGAUCGUGCAUUUCCCAAACCUGUUUAUUCUUACAGUUGUCUCAUUGCAAUGGCCCUCAAGAACAGUAAAAAUGGAAGUCUUCCUGUUAGUGAAAUCUACACCUUCAUGACAGAACAUUUUCCCUACUUCAAGACAGCACCAGACGGUUGGAAGAAUUCUGUCAGACACAAUUUGUCCCUUAAUAAGUGCUUUGCUAAAGUGGAAACACCCAAAGUGACUGGAAACAACAGUAAAAAGGGCUGUUUAUGGGCCCUUAACCCAGAUAAGGUUGAAAAAAUGGAAGAUGAAAUUGCAAAACACAGAAAGAAAGAUUUGGAUGCUAUAAGAAGCAGUAUGGCCAUGCCAGAAAAAUUGGAGCUAAUUGAGGCCGGAAAAGCAGGACCAGUUGGAAGUCGCUCUGAGGGAGAGAGGGUCUUAACCCUACCUGUCACCACGUCGUCCCCCGCAACAACUGCCCGUGUGGUGAAGAUAUCUACCCCAGUAGACUCGUCCAUUAAACAAGAGGACUACCUCCAUAGUAUAGUGCUGGAUGGGAGUUUGUCAUUGGACAACCCUCUCCCAGAUCUAACAUUACAGAAUGGUAUAUGGGACGAUCUGUCAACAGAUAUGGAAUUACCACUGACCACGUCCUCAACCCUCAAUGCCUCGCCUCUCACCAUACAGGCAUCACCACUCACCAUCCAGUCUGUGGUUUCUUUAGCUGGAGUUUCUGGAGCCUUCCAAGGUCAAUUUACAUGCUCAUCCAGUCCCAUGUUAACCCUUACCCAGAAUGCAACAGUAUCUCCUGCAUGUCGCACACCGUCCAAGAUCGUCGAAGCUCAGAUCUAGUCAGGGAAAGAAAUGACCUUAGUUGUCUGAAACACUGCCAAGGUCAUCUGAUGUUGGUCAAUUCCAUGGAGAGAGGAGUAAUUUUUCUUAAAUCAUGUGUGGGAUUGACCAAGGUCACAUGGGGAGGGAUCAUUGACCAAGGUCACAUGGGGAGGGAUCAUUGUUGAAAUAACAUUCCAUUUUAUAUCAUUAUGGGGUUCUAUUUUGUCUGAGAUCCACAAACUACGGAUUAUAAAUAACAUCCAUUCAUAAAGAUUUUCCUUCAAUUUUGUCGAGUACACUUUAUUAAGCAAUAUUUAUACCUAUUUUAUCAAUGUAAGUUUAUCUUCUAAGCAGAGAAUCUAUGUAAACCAAAUAUUUACCACUACAGUACAAUAGAAACAUAUUCUUAUUCAUUUUUGGCUGGAAAAGGGGAGUGGUAAUUUCAUUGAGUAAAGAGGGAAAAAAAUGAAAAUUGAGAUAAUUUUUAGAGUUUGAUAAACAAUAUUCCUGCUGGAGAAUUUUUCUCAGAUUUAUUGAAAAUAUAAAUGGCAUAUUUAAUGAUUUGUUGCUCAUUCCAAAUAGUAA
Messenger RNA from Ylistrum balloti, 2190 nucleotides. RefSeq names its product forkhead box protein N4-like. The record is from RefSeq and is a predicted model, not a curated record. The transcript is spliced from 7 exons. Gene Ontology annotation, biological process: regulation of transcription by RNA polymerase II. NCBI's taxonomy places the organism in Eukaryota, Metazoa, Mollusca, Bivalvia, Pectinida, Pectinidae. Bases 112 to 1623 code for a protein of 503 amino acids. Gene Ontology annotation, molecular function: DNA-binding transcription factor activity, RNA polymerase II-specific; transcription cis-regulatory region binding.